Molecule: messenger RNA, 5682 nt
Organism: Ailuropoda melanoleuca (giant panda)
Lineage: Eukaryota; Metazoa; Chordata; Mammalia; Carnivora; Ursidae
Gene: MSANTD4
Product: Myb/SANT DNA binding domain containing 4 with coiled-coils
Exons: 3
Coding region: 369-1406 (345 amino acids)
Source: RefSeq, a predicted model, not a curated record
CAGCGGGGAAGGUCCCAGCGGGGGUCAGCGGCAGGUGGCGGUCCCCCCGCGGCCGGCUUUGGCCCUGGAUCUGCGUCGUAGCGGGCCCACGACGCUUCUAGAAGUACCAGCCCGCCCAGGGCGGGUGGGAGGGCUGUGGCCGCUGAAUCCAGGCUGCAGAAGUUUCCCGCGCACCCAGUCGGGACUCUGCUUUAACAUCCAGAAGACUGUCCUUCCAGGUCGCCGUAUCUGCCAGCAGGACCAUCCCGCCUGGGCCACUAGAUGAGCAGACAACUCUGAUGUGAACAGAGUGCCAACAAGGGACCGCCCUUGAGUUUUGUGUUUUAGCAUUUCCCAGCUUUCCACAUCUCUGCAUUUACGUUGAGAAAAUGAAGCAGUUGAAAAGGAAAAGGAAAAGCAAUUUUAGUGUUCAAGAAACUCAGACCCUUUUGAAAGAAAUUACAAAGCGGAAAGAAGUCAUUUUCUCCAAGCAGCUCAACACAACGAUCAACGUGAUGAAGCGGAUGGCCUGGGAGGAGAUCGCGCAGUGCGUGAACGCCGUGGGCGAGGGCGAGCAGAGGACAGGGACGGAGGUAAAGAGGAGGUACCUGGACUGGCGGGCGCUCAUGAAGAGGAAGAGGAUGAAGGCGAACAUUAAGCUGGUGGGCUCAGGGUUUCCCCUUCCCACGUCCGACUUAGAUGACUCUCUCACCGAAGAGAUCGAUGAAAAGAUUGGAUUCCGCAAUGAUACGAAUUUCGACUGGCAGAACGUGGCGGAUUUCCGGGAUGCGGGUGGAUCCUUAACUGAGGUCAAAGUGGAAGAGGAAGAAAGAGAUCCCCAGAGUCCCGAAUUUGAGAUUGAGGAGGAGGAAGAAAUGUUGUCAUCCGUCAUACCGGAUUCCAGGAGGGAAAACGAACUUCCAGAUUUCCCACACAUCGAUGAGUUUUUUACUCUGAACUCAACACCAUCUAGGUCUGCCUACGAUGAGCCCCAUGUGCUGGUGAACAUAGAGAAACAGAAGCUGGAGCUGGAAAAACGGCGCCUGGACAUCGAGGCGGAGCGGCUGCAGGUGGAGAAGGAGCGGCUGCAGGUGGAGAAGGAGCGGCUGCGGCACUUGGACCUGGAGCACGAGCGGCUGCAGCUGGAGAAGGAGCGGCUGCAGAUGGAGCGCGAGAGGCUGAGGCUCCAGAUCGUCGGCUCGGAGAAGCCGUCUCUGGAAAACGAACUCGGCCAGGGAGAGAAGUCCAUCCUUCAGCCACAGGACAUAGAAGCAGAGAAGUUAAAACUGGAGAGAGAACGCUUACAGCUGGAAAAAGAUAGGCUGCAGUUUUUGAAAUUCGAGUCGGAGAAGCUGCAGAUUGAAAAGGAACGCUUACAAGUAGAGAAGGAGAGACUUCGAAUUCAGAAGGAGGGACACCUGCAGUGACGGAUCUUGGUCCCCGUUGAGCCAGUGUGCGGAAACCAUAGAUUUUUCUCUGUAUCUAGUAAUAUAAAGAUGGUUGCAAGAUUAGCUCUGGUUUUUUCCUGUUUAAUGUCUGUUUCAAUAGGAAAAAGAUAGUUAAGUGUGGGUCACUGUAUACUUACGUAGCACAUUACAUAAAAAUGACGUAUGCAUAAACAGUAUGGCCGAAACUGUUGUGCUGUACUCUGAAUUAGUACGACCACAUAGCGUCUUGGAUCAUCGGUGCACUCAGAGUUGACGGCUACGUCUACGUAGAAUUCUAGCUCCAACUUCUGGCUCGUGGUUCUCAACAGGGGGGGUGAUUUUGACCCCUGGAAAACCUUUGGCAACAUCUGGAGACAUUUUUGGUUGUCAGAAUGGGGGCGUGGGUAGAGGCCAGCGUGCCUACCUGUGUCCUGCCUGUCCUGCUGUGCGCGGGACAGCUCCCCGCCCCACGUCAUCCCACACAAAGCAGUACUGCUGGGGCAGAGAAAUCCUUUCCUAGCUUGACUGUGCACCUCGAGCACUCUGGUUUCUAGUUUCAGAAUAUUAAAGCCUCAGCUAUUUAAAUGGGUAGUUACUUAAAUGGCCAACACCUUUAACUAUGUAACAUUAGUGUGUAGUGUAUUGAACAUAGGAAGUGGUGAAGAUUGUAGAUGUUUUAUCCCCGCGUUUCUCUCUGUAACCUGAGACUCUGAAAACUGCAGGGAAUUCAGAGAUUGUACAGGAUGGGUCACUUUGAAGAGCAGUUCAUUCCUCUAGCUGUUGAUGCUUUCGAAGCCACACAGGCUGACUAAGGUUUAGUUCCCUUUUUUCUUUGAAUUCAUGGUCUUAGUUUCGGUAGAAAAAUUGUCAUUUCAACCAUGUACUGAAAUCUUAAUGUAAGUGAAGGUUGAAGCUAGUAAAAAUGGUACCAAUAUAAAAAUGGCACCAGUAGUCCAUGAGCUUGUAAUCAAUGAGUGGUUACUUUUUAAAUGAAUCUUAGCAGCUAUGUGGGCAUGGGGUGGGGGAUGGGGAGAAUGUCCUCUGUGUCAGGUGGGGAUGAUGAUGAUGAUAGUAGCUGUGUGUGAAUGGAUUAGGGAUGCACUUAUCACACACUAUCGGACCUAAUCUGUAGUAUUGAUUAUUAUUCCUGGGUCUGAGGCUCAGAGAAGGAACACUGAGUGAAAGUCUAUGGUGUAUUUUGUCUCUGCCCCUCCCUGCAGAACGAAGUUUGUAUCUUCAGUCCCUGUGGUGUCUGUUCUGAGACCAAGGGCUUGCUGUAACCUUGUGGCUCACCUUCAGUCCCCUGCAAGUGCUGUUUACACAACCCAGGUGACCCCAAGGCGCACUAACCUUGAGAAUCGCUGCACGAGAUCACUUUGUAUUUUCUGAUUUCCAGGGCUGACAGUGUAGCUUUAAGCCAUGUCUUCUGUUGACAGAUUCGACCUGGAUUCUGCGUUUGUUCCUUGUUAACUUAAGAAUGUCUUGACACCGUAUGUGACGUUUGAGUUGGGGCCUCGAAGGAGAAAAUAUACUUCUGUUUCGUUACCUUGACUUUGAAAUAGUGUUAUUUUUCUAUAACGAAAUAAAUGCUUCUACCGUAGAAAUAAAAUUUGCCUAUACCAACUAUCUGAAAGUUUAUGACGUCCAGGGCUAACCAGCGCGUUGAGGAUUGAGGUUUUUAAGCGGGACGAGAGCCUCAGCAGCGAGUGUUCGCGUCUGUGGCAGGCACCGAGCGAGGUGCUCUUCCUACGUGAUUUAUUCGCUCUCCAGAGCAGCUCUUGAGCUAAGUUGUGUCCCUGCUUUUACCAGAAAGGACAUAGGGCCUCAAUUCAGUGACAUACCUGAAGAAGGAUAUGCCAGUACUGACCCUGAGGGCUCGAAGGAGGAGGAGCGAAAGUCUGCAGGUGCCCUUGGAAGCAGUGCUUGCAUGAAGGGUCCUUUCAGCACCCCGUGAUCGGAUCUCGUUUGUAAAGUGGGCGCCACCGCACCUGCCCUGCCUGCUUUAAAUAAAACGGCGCCUAAACUGUAGAAUGCUACUUACACGCGAGGGGCUGUCCGUGUUUAGACGUAGCAAGAUGAGUAGGUUGUAAUCCCCGGAAGCAAGCAGAAGAGCCCAUACUGGUUUGGGUGGGGCACUCUUAGGUUCCCACGAGAGGUGUCUGUGUUCUUUUCCAAGCAGCAGCAGCUUGUCUUCAGGGCUUCCGUUGAGGAGCCUUGGCUUUCUUAGCCCUCCCCCAGGCGUGGGGGGAUUGGGUUGGUUCACGCCACCAGAAAACCUCACUGUUGGGUUUCUGCGUCCUGGGGGUUCCUCUGGUCUGCAGGUCGACCAGGGGGUUCAGCUUCUGCAGGGUGGGGUGACUCCGCUCUCCUCACGGUGUUUGAUCCUCUAACAAAACAGCUGAGGCUUGAGGUCGUGGGGAUGGCAGGAAUUCAAACGGAGGAGAGAUGCUCCGGGUGUCCCGAGGCCAAGGAUCAGAGCGGGCCUGCACGUCCGCGGCACCGCCGUUGCCGAAACAAAUCACGGACCGGACCGGAGUGGAGACUGGAGGCAGGAGCUGCGAUGCUGUUCUGCGGAAGAUGGGGUACGGGGACGACUGAGGAGCUGUGGCCGCGUGGGUUUGCUGGGGGCGCUCCCCACACCAGCGGUCUUGCUGGCUGCGGGCUUCGCGGAGGUCCUGGACCGAAGUUCCCUGGCGUGGACACAGUUCUACGGUCAUUCUGCUCAUAAGGAUGCCCUUUCGUAAAGAUGCUGGUUAGAAGAAGGGAGGGCCCGUACAUUUGCAGUACAAGAAAGUAUUCCCUCAGGCUUUUCUUGCAAACUAGGCACUUAGUCUUCCGAACUGGACAGAAUUCUUGCUCUCUUCUCUCAUUUUCUACCUCAUUUGUCCGUUUUGUACUGGUUUUUUCUCCCCUCUUUUCAGUCUCUACCUCGUCUGCGUCAUCACUUCUAUCCUGAACAGAAAAGCAGAUCCUAGUUCUGCGAGGAUAUUUUAUUUUAAAUUAAUAGCUACCUUUCCUACCUUUCUGACCUUCGCUGUGUUUUGUUUCGAGCUCAACGUUUUUCCUUGGGUCACUCUGCUUGUGCUUUCACGUUCUACUUCCGCAAAGGGAAAUUUCUUAAAUCUUGUGACUUUUAAUCUGUCGAGGCUUUCCAGUCACUCUUGUCAGACCACAGGUCUUCCUCCCGGAACACUAACCGCCUGUCUGCUUUUCCAGUCUGUAGCUUCUGUCUGACGUGUGUGCUCCUUUACACGCGUCACACCAGGCGGGGUUAACGCAGUGCCUGCCUUAAAACCCAGAGGAGGACGGUUGAAUGUAUCACUUCGAGCACAAAUCAGAAAGGGUUUAGCGUAAGUACAGCUAGAAGACAGCCAAAGAAGACCUGUCUUCUUGGGGGGAAAGAUGCUAAACUGGUUGCUGAAGUCCCGAGAGAUGCAUUUACCACUAUCCAGAGAGGCACCACGACCCUGCUGUUUGAACCCAGACCAGUGAAACGGGGGAAAAGACAAUGAUCUUGCAGUUUGGAUUUUGACAACGAAGUUCUGAGAAGGACUUUCUCAAUGAAUUUCAUCAGGAAAUACCCUUUAUUUUUUUACCAUUUAUUUUUCUGAAGUGACCCAAUCACCUUUAAAAAAAAAUAAGUUGAAACAGAAAGUCCAUCUGCCACCUCCAAACUCACGGGUCGUCCUUAGUGCGGUAGUGCUUCCUGCCCCUUCCUUUCUAAUCCUCCCUGCACGACACUUCCAGAAUAGAUGUCCCCAAGCACUGCCUUUAUUAUGUCCUGAGAAUUAACAGGACAUGAAGUCGUGGAAGACGAGAGUUCUGGAAAGACCACAAGUCCGGUCUCAGCGCUACCUUACUAGCUGGGAUGUGGCGGGUGUCAGUGCCUCUGAGCCUCAUUCUUACUAAUCAGCUUAAGGCUAGAAAUCAGCUCAAAGAUACUAGAAAUUUGUCUUCCCUCUCACGGGUCCCCCAGUUCCUUCUGAAUCAAGUGUAAUGUCCUCAAAUGUUCUUUGCCGUGUUUAAGAUGUCCUCCUACCCACAUCACCAAAAUAACGUUUGUCAAGCUGCUCUCCAAAGACUUCAUGCAUUUCCCUUCCCUUCGCGUUGGAUCAUGUUGCUUUCACCCUUGACCUUUUCAUUUUCUAUCCCAGAGUGACCAUCAGCAGAGCAAAGCUUUUUCAGAUCCGGGGAAUGGUCAUUGCCAUCGCUCUCUACUGUAAUUUUAAAAUAACCAAAAUUAAUUUCACUGAAUAAAAUUGGAAUAUUUUAUCAU